This is a messenger RNA of Gopherus evgoodei (Goodes thornscrub tortoise), 2259 nucleotides long. RefSeq lists its product as uncharacterized. The record is from RefSeq and is a predicted model, not a curated record. NCBI's taxonomy places the organism in Eukaryota, Metazoa, Chordata, Testudines, Testudinidae. The coding region runs from base 114 to 1181 and encodes 355 amino acids. The transcript is spliced from 11 exons.
ACUUCCUCUCGCUGCACCAACAGUGGCCCUGUGUAGCCCCGGCUGCUGUCAGCAGAGGGGCAGGGCCGAGCACGGUGGAUGCAAGCUCCCAGCCUCGGCCAGUUUAACCCAGUAUGGAGCUAACAGGUCUUCUCCCUGUGCUGGCCUGGCUGCAGAUCCUCCCCCGGCUGGUGUUGUCCACGGGGACUGAGGGACCCAGUUCAUCCCCUGGUCUGUGCAGGGGGGUCUAUUCCCAGUCGCCCACCCCGGUCCCGGCUCCCCCAGCCCCCAGCCUGUCUCUGAGCCCCCCUAGCCCAGUAAGGGGGCAGCAGGUCCAGCUGACGUGCUCUGCUCCGAGGGACUCUGGGGCCCUGGGGUUCGUUUUCUAUGAGCAGAGGAAUGGGAGCUGGGACAGGCUGUCGUCCCAAAGCAGUGGGACCUGGAGGAUCAGCAUGGAGAACAGUGAACUCAGCCGGACUUUCACCUGCUCCUAUUGGGUCCAGAGCAGCCCCCCAAGACAGCCUCACUCCCAGUCUCUGCCAAGUAAUGCAGUGACCUUGCUCCUGACAGCCUGGUCUCUGCCCAUCCCCCUGGUGGCUGGGUGCAGUGGGGCUGCCACGGCUCUGGCUCUGCUGCUGCUGCUCAUCUGCCUCUGCAGGAAGAAGGUGGCAGCUAGCUGCCAGCUCUCCAUGUCCGACUGGAAGAGAGGGGAGUUGUGCCGGUCAUGGAUAGCGAGACGGUCGGCCGAGAUCUCCGAGCUAAGUAUGUGUGGUGUCACGGCAGAGACACAUGCCAUUCCCCUGAUGACCCUGCAUCUUCCUGCUCCGGGAUCAGAACCCCAGCCCUACUCCGCAGACCCUGGGCCACCACUGAUGUUUGGUUCUCUCUCUUUCAGACCCGUGUAUGUCAACAUACCCUUCAGGGCCAGCACAGCUCUGCAGCAGUGGAGCCAUGAUGGGCAGGCCCAGCUGGUGACCCACAACCAGCCAGCGCAGCCCAACAACCCUGGAGGGAAGCCCGGAGUGGGUCAAAACCCCCAGGAAAGGGUCAAGAGAGAAGAGGCUGCAGAUGCCACAGAAGGGCACAACUCCUCAGUGAGCAAUCCUGUCUAUUCCAUGGUGACGCCCUCUAGUGCCGUGGCCCAGCAGAGAGGAGGAAAGUACAUCUCAGAGGCUGUGGUGUACAGCGAAAUCCCGUACUGAUCACGGUCUCUGCCACCACCCCAUCCCCAUCGCACCCCAUGCUGAGAACAUCUCACAUAAUGCCCCAUCCCCCAACCUUCCCUUCCCUGCAAACCCUGCUAAUGGCCACAAACGUCUUUCUGCUGUUUGAAUGCAAGGGAGUGGGGGGCUGGCAGCCAGGACUCCUGGGUCUUAUCCCAGCUCUGGGAGGGGAGUGGGGUUAGUGGGUUUGAGCAGAGGAUGGGGGCUGGGAGCCAGGCUCUGUGAAGGGAGUAGGUUAGAGCAGGGAGAGCGGUAAUUCCUAACGCUUGGGUUAGUUUCAGCACAUGGGUUUUAGGAGGGAGUUUGGGUUUUAAUCUGUUAAAGAGAAGCGUUUGCAGAACUAUGUGAAAUAGUCCAGAGGGGCCCCUACCCCUACGUCUGUUCCAAUGCACAUUGCACCCUUUUGUUGUGGGAAACCUUCUCUUACAGUGGCAUCCCCUGGAUAUUACUCCUGUUCCUUCACUGUGGAGUUCUGGGUCGGCGUUUUCAAAAAUCCUUUAAACAAAAUGAAAUCAAGUUGGUUUUCAUUAAGGGGUUAGAUAGGGCAGUGGCCUUGACACACACACAGAUCUCUUCCCCUCCAGUAGGGGGCAAAAGGGAGGGACACACACACACACACACACACCUGGAGGACAGCCUGCGAGCAAGAGAUCUAUGCAAUAUCCCCAGCAUCAGAAGAUCAUCCAAUACUUGGAUAUGUUAAUUGAGCCACUGAAAUGCAGCCAGCUCUGGGGUGAGGACUGACCGCUCUUUACACAGUUAGCGCCAGCCCUCCAAAGGGAUCUUCACCCAGGGCUGAAAUGCAGCCACUUCCAGGGGAUGGUUUAACAGCAGUUUAGCAGCAUCAGCGCAAACACUGCAGAAGUGGAUCUCGCCCCCAGCACAACAAUGCAGCCACUUCUAGGGUGGAAGGUGGCAGCUCUUGAAGAGCUGCCUGGCAGAGCUGGUCAGGAGAUGGGGGCCUGGAGAAACCUGGGUCCAACUGAGGCCACAUCUACACUACAGCAUAAAAUCGAAGUUAUUAAAACCGGUUUUAUAAAACUGGUUUUAUAAAAUC